Molecule: messenger RNA, 1446 nt
Organism: Arabis nemorensis
Lineage: Eukaryota; Viridiplantae; Streptophyta; Magnoliopsida; Brassicales; Brassicaceae
Source: the annotation of a GenBank genome assembly
AUGGAUUUGCAGAGGACUAUGGUGGUGUUGUUCUUGUUCUUGUCUCUUUUGACCAACGAAACGACGGCGUUACAGCUUGAAACGGAAAACACAAACGCCGUAGUGAUAAAACGCGGUUUAAAAACGCGGCGGCCGGAGCACAGGAACGCUUAUGCGACGAUGAUGUACAUGGGAACACCAAGAGACUACGAGUUCUACGUUGCGACACGUGUCUUGAUCAGAUCGCUCAAAGGCUUCCACGUGGAAGCUGAUAUCGUCGUCGUCGCCUCCCUCGACGUUCCUCUCAACUGGAUUCACUCCUUGGAAGAAGAGGACGGAGCUAAAGUGGUGAGAGUAGAGAAUCUUGAGAAUCCAUACAAGAAACAAACCAACUUCGACAACAGAUUCAAGCUUAGUCUCAACAAGCUCUACGCUUGGUCUCUCUCCGACUAUGACCGUGUCGUAAUGCUCGACGUCGACAAUCUCUUCCUCAAGAACACAGACGAGCUCUUCCAAUGCGGCCAGUUUUGUGCUGUCUUUAUCAACCCUUGUAUCUUCCACACCGGUCUCUUCGUGUUGCAGCCAUCAAUGGAGGUCUUUAAGGACAUGAUUCAUGAGCUUCAAGUAGAGAGAAGUAAUCCUGAUGGAGCUGAUCAAGGCUUUCUUGUCAGUUACUUCUCCGAUUUACUCAAUCAGCCUCUGUUUCGUCCUCCCGAUAACCGCACCACCGCCCUUACCGGACAUUUUAGGCUUCCUUUGGGAUAUCAAAUGGACGCCUCUUAUUACUACCUUAAACUCAGAUGGAACGUACCGUGUGGACCAAACAGUGUGAUCACGUUCCCAGGAGCAGUUUGGUUAAAGCCAUGGUACUGGUGGUCAUGGCCUGUUCUUCCUUUAGGCCUCGCAUGGCACCACCAACGCCGCUACACCAUAGGUUAUUCCGCGGAGAUGCCUUGGGUCCUAAUCCAAGCGGUUUUAUACCUAGGAAUCAUACUAGUUACGCGUCUAGCGCGAACCAGCAUGACCAAGCUCUGUUACAGACGUUCCGAUAGGAAUCUAGCCUACUUGAUCAAGAUGGUUGCACUGCUCUUGAUCCUCUCAGCUUACAUUAUACCAUUCUUCAUCAUCCCACACACGAUCCACCCGCUCAUCGGUUGGUCGCUAUACUUGACCGGUUCCUUUGCUCUUUCCUUCAUACCCAUCAACGCCUUGUUGCUUCCAAUGCUACCUGUCUUAACACCGUGGCUCGGCAUCCUCGGGACGCUACUCGUGAUGGCUUUUCCCUCUUAUCCCGAUGGAGUAGUCAGAGCAUUGUCGGUUUUCGGGUAUGCGUUUUGUUGUGCACCGUUUCUAUGGAUCUCCUUUGGGAAGAUCACAUCACAUCUUCAGGUUUUGAUUGACAAAGAGGUCUUGUUUCCGCGGUUGGGUGAAUCCGGGAUCAAUUCAGGUAUCAAUAAGUUGUAUUGA